AUGACAGGAGCGCGCCGUCGCGGGUCGGUCGCGCGCGUCCUCAGGGCGCUGUCGCUGCCGUAUCGCACCGUCACCACACUUGCUUAUGCGCUCGUGCUGGCCCAAGACAUGACGGGGUUUGUGCAGCUGAUAUACAUUCCGCGACAGUACCGUGCAGCCGAUGCCGAAAAGCUGCGCGCCAAGGUCCGCGAACCUGAUGGUCAACGAGCAAAGGUCAAGAUUCGACUUGACCCCAAACACAAUGCCCGUGAUGCCGACGCCGCGCGCGUCGCCUUUCUCCCCCGCCUGGUUGGCCCACACCACCUCGUGGUGGCCAUCAACGGCACCAAGCUUCCCAUUCAAUACGACUUGAACAUCAACGAAUCUCACCUGAGUUCACAAUCUGACGCCAACAUCGGCACUUUUACCACCACCACCACCACCACCAAAGCUGUAGCUACCACCACCACCGCUCUUGCUGCCGCCAUGGGCCCAGCCUACCACCAAGUGCCUGACGAUGCGCUCGAUUCCGAGUCGAUCUUCGCACGCAACUCGCAAAAGGCCAACUCGGCACAGGUAGAGGCCUUGCGUGCUCAGAUAAAAACAGAUUUGCGCGCACAGCAACAAGCCAUGCAAGACGAAAAAGACAUGCGCAAAGAGGAAAAGCGCCGGUUGCGCGAGCGCAUCAAGCAGCGCAUGCUCGCCAAGCAGCUUGCUGCUUUGGGUGACAGUGCUUCGACCCCACCUAUGCCUCUGGCCAUGGACACCACCGAAGACAGCCCGGAUACCCCAUCCACCCCUCCAUCCUCGACUCACCACCGACGUUCCCGCGAGCCCGGCUCGGAGGACGCGGCACAAGGACAUUCUUCCUUGUACGGCCCCCAACCCUGCACACGCACACGGUGCAACCACGCCUCUACCCCUCACACUGGCUUCGUACGCCUUUCUCUUUUUUGCUUUGUCCCGUCUCUCUCUCUCUCUCUCUCUCUCUCUCUCUCUCUCUCUCUCUCCCUCUCUCUCUCUCUCUCUCUCUCUCUCUCUCCGCGGGCCCCCAGAUUUCGUCGCAAGCGCAACAGCACGCAGCUUCCCCCGGAACAACCUUCAUGCUGGCUAUGCGGGUCGCCCGUCAAGCAAGGAGUUGUCCUACUUGCGCAACAGUACUGCUCUUCCGACUUUAAGCAUCUUUUUAUUAAUCGUAAAAAGCGAGCCCUUCUCCUCAACAAAGUCCAAAAUAUGGGUACAGUUCCCUUCAAUCUUCUCAAGCGCAUCCCAGAUAUCAAUCUCAAAGGCCUUCAAGUCAAGGAUGUGCGCCACGCCAUGCGUCUAUUUACCGAAGCCGGCUCUUACAUCCUACCUUCAGUUUCGGAUGGUCAUGAAGCCACGAUUGGCACCGGGGACGCACGUUUGUGCCUCUCCACUCUCCUCGUCCGAAAAAUUGGCGAGGCCGCUGCCAACUCGGCAGUUGAAGCCCAUCUGAGCGAGCUGAUUGAGAAUCACGAGCUACAGUCACCUUCGAUCAUGCGCGAAACAGAGUUCUUGGUCCUUGCCGCCGAGCUGAUGCACGAGUGGGCUCAUGGGACGCUCAAAGCUAAAUCUGCUGCCGUGCGAAAGAGCAUGCGAGCUUCGCAGUCUACCCACCCGAGCGCGCUCUUUGGUGGUAACAUGCCCAAGCCUGGCAACCUCAACCUGAACCACGUUUUCGGAAUUGCACCUGCUGGCUUCAGCGCCCCUGCCCCUGCACCCACUCCCAGUGGCCCCACACAACCGCAAUUGGGUUUUAGUGGCGACGCUGGAGCUGACAAUUGGAUGAUGUACUAG
Molecule: messenger RNA, 1797 nt
Organism: Monosiga brevicollis MX1
Lineage: Eukaryota; Choanoflagellata; Craspedida; Salpingoecidae
Exons: 14
Coding region: 1-1797 (598 amino acids)
Source: RefSeq, a predicted model, not a curated record